GGAUGUCCUCCUGUGUGUGCCAGCUGCCUGCCUCGCUGUUAGGGCUCCCCAGGACUCAGCCAGGCUGGGUACACAGAAGGGGGUUACUGGGUGCUGAGUGAGGAGCUCAGCCCCACAGCCACCCUCCCCCAGGGCGCCCGGCUCUCCCGGCAUGGAGGGCUGCCCCGGGCGCCUCAGGAAACGGCUCCUCCUUAUCUGUGCAGUGCAGCCUGGCUCGGACUGCCCUUUGCCACCGAAUGACAAAGAAGAGAUAGAGAAGCCCAAGUUCUGCUGCCCUGUGCACGGCCGCCUUGCCAAUAGAGCCCAUGCCUCCAAUGGAGUGGUACUAUGAUGACAGUAGCCAACCAGAGAGCAUCAUGCAAAUGAGACUACUGUAUCCCAUACCAGCUGCUCAGUGCCGGCUCGUUGUUAUAGUGAUCCAGUGAGGCCUGGUCGCCUGGCGUCUCCUGGAAAGAAGGGGAAGGGAACAAAACAAGAAACCACAAAACAAGCAAAGCCUCUGGUCCCUCCAGGGAAGGAAGCAAGAAGAAGGGGGUGGGGAGUAUGUGACAAAGAAAACACUUUCGCCCGAGAGGAAGACAACAGAAGGGCUAGAGCCGCCGGGAGCAUUCGCUGGCCAUGCCAGUGCUCACCACUGAUGCUGAGUCAGAAACAGGUAUCCCAAAAUCCCUUUCUAAUGAGCUUCCCUCAGACACCAUGGAGGAAAUAGAGCACACAUGUCCUCAGCCUCGACUGACCCUGACCGCACCUGCCCCAUUUGCAGAUGAAACCAGCUGCCAGUGCCAAGCCCCCCAUGAAAAAUUGACCAUUGCUCAGGCCCGCUUGGGAACACCAGUUGACAGACCUGUUAGAGUGUAUGCAGAUGGAAUAUUCGACCUCUUCCACUCUGGCCAUGCUAGAGCGCUUAUGCAAGCUAAAACGUUGUUUCCCAACAGCUACUUGCUAGUAGGAGUUUGCAGUGAUGAUCUCACUCAUAAAUUCAAAGGCUUCACCGUAAUGAAUGAAACAGAAAGAUAUGAGGCUCUCAGACAUUGUCGUUACGUAGAUGAAGUCAUCAGAGAUGCUCCAUGGACACUCACACCAGAAUUCCUAGAAAAACACAAGAUUGACUUUGUGGCCCAUGAUGACAUUCCUUAUUCCUCUGCUGGCUCUGAUGAUGUUUACAAGCACAUAAAGGAAGCAGGAAUGUUUGUCCCAACUCAGAGAACAGAAGGCAUCUCAACAUCAGACAUCAUCACCAGAAUUGUCCGUGACUAUGAUGUUUAUGCCAGACGUAACCUCCAAAGAGGGUACACAGCUAAAGAGCUGAAUGUUAGUUUUAUAAAUGAGAAGAAAUACCGUUUCCAGAACCAAGUGGACAAAAUGAAAGAAAAAGUCAAGAAUGUAGAAGAAAAAUCAAAGGAGUUUGUUUAUAAGGUGGAAGAAAAGAGCCAUGAUUUAAUUCAGAAGUGGGAAGAGAAGUCUCGAGAGUUUAUUGGCAACUUUCUAGAACUCUUUGGACCUGAUGGAGCAUGGAAACAGAUGUUUCAAGAACGCAGCGGACGGAUGCUCCAGGCAUUAUCUCCGAGGCAGAGCCCAACGAGCAGCCCGACGAGGGGCCGGUCUCCUUCCCGGUCCCCCUCUCCCACUUUCCCCUGGCUCCCAAACAAGACCUCUCCCCCUUCUUCCCCCAAAGCCGCCUCAGCCUCCAUCAGCAGCAUGAGCGAGGGGGACGAGGAUGAGAAGUAAAUCGGCGCUCGUUGGCAAAGCAGCUACGAGGUCCCGAGGGAGGGAUGCCUGGACCUUACACACAGAAGGAGAGGGAGGGUGGGGGGGCAGAGCGACUGCUGGCAGGGUGUGCAGCGAGCACCUCUGAGGUGGACCGACCGAGGUGAGACCUGGAACUCUGCUGGGGGCAGUCUCUGCGGCGAUGGGUCGCCCCCUCACGUUUCUACGCCAUCCUCAGGCACGUGCUCAGCGUGGAAUUUGCCAGUCGCAACUCAGGACUGAUGGAACUGUACGAAGUCAUCAUCGCUAUUUUAAUGACUAUUGUGGGAGAGAACCAGGAGAAUUUGCACUCAAUCGAGCUAUUUUCUGCUUCUGGGUUUUUGUUUUUGUUGUUGUUGUGUAUGUGUAUGCGUGCUAACCCAAACUUAAUGAGCAGCCUUUCUCCUCACCGCUUUAGAGGAAAGAGCUAUCCCACCAUGGCGGCAAGACAUGGAAAAAGGCAAAGGCGGGAUGGCUCAGCUCCACUCUCUGCUCUCUGCGUGGGAACCUGGCCUUGUACACGUGUCAGCUCUCCAGUUUCAAGAAUAUGGCCCAUUGCAGAGUCCUCGCUCUCCAAGUCAAACAGCGAGGGUCAUCUAGCACGAGCCAUCUUUCUCUCUUCCCUCUACACCCCAAGCCACAGUUUUGUUAAGAAACGUUCCUAAAAGAAUGGAAAGCCUCCUGUUGUGGAUUUUUUUUCUUUCCAUGGGCAGGCAUGGAAUACUCUUCCAGAGGUUGCUUUCCUUAUAGAUCUGAUUUGGAAAAUAAAAAAGGGAAGUAAAACUAUUGAGAAAAAAAAACAACAACCCAAAAUUGAUUUUGAUCUGAUCCAGUCUGAGUUUCUCAGAUAUUGAAAAUCUCCUGGAGCAACUCCUUAAAGAAAGUCAUUAGCUUGUUCAGUGAGGCUGCCUUGCUCCCCUUAUAAAGGAUCAGGCAUCCUGAUCGACCUCAGGAGGAAGUAUGCUCUCUUUGGGCACGGGAGCUUCCUAUGGCUUGUAUGCACCAUGCACACCAUCCAGGUGUAUCCCAAAUGCAACAUGAAUAUCGUGCUCUACACAAGCUCUUCUCCUGCUUUCUACCUUCCUUUAUUAGACCCAGCUUGAAUCCUCGGGAUAAAGUGCUACUUGGUUCCCUCCUGAUUCCCGGUCUUCACAGGCAAAGCUGGAAGGUCCUCUGCAGUUUCAAGUCAGAGAAAAUGGUUCUGUCUUUCAAAGAAGUGGGAUGAAUUGCUAAUAUUUCUGAAUGGAUCAAAGGAAGUGGUUUCCCAUGACCCCUUUCUUGGGAGCUCCAUUGCAAUGUUAACUUUUUGGGUAAUUCUGGUGCUGGGGGGUUCAAAUAGGAAGGCCAUCUUUGCACUCCUGCUUUUUCUUCUUCUUGGUGAUGGGUACCUAUGGACGGAUACCCUCUGAAACAGUUCUCGGGGUUCUUUUUCAUAUAUAGCAUUAACAUCAAGGAAAUGAUUACUUCCUAAAGACUAUGGUUGGGAAAGCAUUUUAGAGUCCCAGCUCUUGGGAAGAAAUAGAUUUACUCUACUGGUUGCCUGUAGAAAACCAGAAACUGAUUUGGCACGCACAGAGCUAUGGUCUACACCAGCAGUUUUGCAGAGGAAGUCCAGGAACUCUUGUGAUGCAGCUCUUUGCCACAGCUCUCGAGUAUCAGCCUUCAAGACAAGGGGGAGAGCUUGUCCCUGAAAGAAUGACAUGAUGCCCUUCCUGCUACAAUGGGGUUAAACCACCUCUCUGCCCAUGCAAUGAUAAAGGAGAUUAGAAAGCAAAAUUAUAAGCCCCCUAAGUGGGGUAGUUAAACCCCCAAAGGCCUGCCUGCUCAGCACAGUUCAGACCCUCCUCAUCCCCAGUGCUGUGCCAGGUCAGUGGGUACCAUGCACUCAGCACCCAUGUGGGAUGGCUGUUUCAAAGAGCCGAAGGAAUGAGCUCAGUGUGAAAUCACUUGUAGACCAGGGAAAGGAACGACUUGCCACACGCAUAGAAAAAAAUCAGAGCCACCAAGGACUCACAGGUACUCCUUCUCCAUCCCAUGACUUGGAGGCUUUCCUUCUGCCCUGCAACCAUUGCAAACUGACCAGUCAUGCCUGCUGGCUCAGCUGUUUAAAGUCUUGGUCAAAGCAAAGGAAUAAGGAGGAAGGUUGGAUCAAUGGCAAAAAUAAAGGGAAAAUAAAAGCAGGGAAAGGAAGGAAAACAGGGAAAGGGAAGCAGAGAAGAAAAACUGAGCAUGAGUAUGGCUGAAAGCCUUGUUUAUCUUGGCUUCUGGGUCUCUGGGGUGGCUACAUUUUCUAGAUAUGCUGCCUUACAAUGAGUUCUUUUUCCUACUUUAGUACUAAAAUUUUGGCUUUAGUUACUAAAAAGUUUUAAUAUCUAACAACACCCUGGGAAGGGUUCAAGAGAGCCCAGCUUAUUUCUUGGUUCUGUUUUGGAGAAAAUAAUAUGAUAACCAGAUGGACAUCCUAAGGGGCAGGGACCAUGAGAAUGUUUUGGCAGGUCUGGUGCCAAGAUAUGUUUUCCAGUUGUGGAAAAUGGUAGUUCUGUGGCAUAUCCUGGGGAUAGCUAUGGGGUAUUGGGGAGAAAAACUGAAUUUGGAGUCAGAGGGUCUGGGAUUAAAUUCCAGCUCUGUUACUCCCCGAAUGAGCUUGGGUAAAUCAUUUACCCUCUCUGGGCCUCAGUUUCCCCAGUGAUAAAAUGAGCAGAUAAUUUCUAAUGACCCUUCCAAGCCUAAAACUACGAUGCUCCUAUGAUUCCCUGCAUGGCAACUUCCUUAUUCCAACCCCACCAGGUGGAGGGGCACAAGUUCAGGAAGGAAGAUCCUACAGAUCUAAUCCUUUGAACUUGGCUUAGCUGUCCCCCAACUAACUCAAACUCUCAGGGGUUGUUUGCACAGGACCACUGUUUCCCCAAAUCAGUGUUUGCUGAGAGUGCCUGAUAUAUUAUCCUGCCUUAGCCAGAGAGAGAAGAAAGAACAAAGAAUGGGUGGCAUGGGAGGGGAGAAGAAAUUUGCUAGAAAACAGGCUGGGAAAAGUCAUAGGGCAGUGGGAGGUCAGAAAAACCAAGGAGAAGGAAGAGAUGAAGUGCUUCUCGGGCAGGAAAUGAGAGCAUGCGGUCUGAGGGAGGCAGAGGAAGUGGAGGAGCACUAUGGAACAUCAGGGAGUCUAGCAGGGAGAGGCGCAGAGGGAUGGGUGAUGAAAACAAGAGAUGGGGAUGGGGAAAGGAAGUAGAAAACAUUCUAAAAAGUUCAAUGUGUCCUGGGGCAAUGUGGAGGACUUGCUUGAGAAAAAAAAUAAAGCAGGGAAGAAUAUAAUGUUUCUUUUAAAAUGUAGAGUAUUUGGGAGUGUGUGUGCGCGUGCAUGUUCGUGCCAGUCAACUGACCUCGAGGUUUUCCUCGUCAAAGAGCUGUUAGUUUAGUUGCUCUUUGGAAGAAGAUACAGGAACCUGAAGGGCAAUCAUUACCAUUAGGUCUUGACACAGAGCCAGCAUUUGCUAGUCCACCAGCGAAGGAGCCUCAUCCUUUUACUUAGCUUUUCGUGGUUCCAAUGGCUGCCCCCUUCCUUGUCAGCUGGGGUAGCCCCGGGAGGGAGCCUCGCCUGCCGUCAUCUUUCCCUCACUUAGAGCAGGACUAUCAGAAGGACUCGGGCUUCAGAGGCAAGCUCAUCUCUUCAGUGACAAGAAUAAGAAAGCUGUGCUUGUGUGGCUGAUGACUGCUGUCUAAAACAGAGGCGCAGUCAUUACUGUUGCAUCUUUCUCUAUGCCUCAGGUGACUAGUUACGGUCGCUCCAUCCUUUGGGGGAGGGAUGGCACGAGCACCUGGACAACUCCUCGAUGCUUCUAAGAUUCUUUUCAGCUGAAUGUCACGAGUCUGGAAAUAGCCAGCCGGGCAUGGCCACGUUUCCGUAGCAUCGAUUCAAUAUUGGUUUGGGUUCAAGAAACAAUGACAUUGGGUCCUUCAGAGAAAAAAACAACUCGGGUCAUUUGCUACUCACGCCAUUCUCUAGACUUGAGGUUUGCAUCAAGUCACUGUGAUCUAUCCAUGGACAAAGCCAUAGGGAGUACAAACAUACACACACAUGCACACACAUGCAUACAUACAUGCACACACACAGGUAUUUAAAUAAAAAAACAUGCCAUACUUGAGAUCUUGUCUGGGUUAACAAGUUAUACUAAAGCCCAAGCAUCUGUCCUGGUGCUGUAUGCUCUACAUCACUGGAAUGGAAUCCCCUCUGUACUCCUGCUCCCUAAUAGAACACGAAAUCUCCAGACAGUUUAUAAACAAAUGAAUGCAGAAUUGCACAUUGGGGGCUGUCAAAGUGUGCUUCUGUGUGUUCAGGCUAAGGAGCCCCAGUUCAAAACAAUAAACUAAAUGAGUUUAAAAAGUG
This is a messenger RNA of Monodelphis domestica (gray short-tailed opossum), 6127 nucleotides long. It is a transcript of the gene PCYT1B, whose product is annotated as phosphate cytidylyltransferase 1B, choline. The record is from RefSeq and is a predicted model, not a curated record. NCBI's taxonomy places the organism in Eukaryota, Metazoa, Chordata, Mammalia, Didelphimorphia, Didelphidae. Gene Ontology annotation, biological process: CDP-choline pathway. Gene Ontology annotation, molecular function: phosphatidylcholine binding; choline-phosphate cytidylyltransferase activity.